Messenger RNA from Mytilus californianus (California mussel), 2282 nucleotides. Its product is annotated as kelch-like protein 15. Lineage: Eukaryota; Metazoa; Mollusca; Bivalvia; Mytilida; Mytilidae. The record is from RefSeq and is a predicted model, not a curated record. The transcript is spliced from 4 exons. The coding region runs from base 135 to 2087 and encodes 650 amino acids. Gene Ontology annotation, molecular function: protein binding.
AAGUAACACAUGUCCAUCUGCUGUGUAUACAUUUGAACACACGAUUUACGAGCUAUGCGACUGCUGUAGUAUGAAGGGUUUUGGUUGAAUAAUCAACAUAUACUCACCAUAUCACGAUAACAUCAUAUUGAACAAUGGAUUUUACGAAGAAUUGCAGAUUGAUGGGGAAUCAGUACAUGUAUAAGCAUGCCACCAACUUAACCAAGACAUUAAACAAGCAAAGAGAGGAGCAACCUGAUCUCUGUGAUGUUACUAUCAUAAUUGAAGGAAAGGAACUGAAAGCCCACUGGUGUGUGUUAAUGACCUGUCCUUAUUUUGAGUCAAUGUACAACAGUGGUUUAGCAGAGAAAACAUCAGGAAAAGUCACCAUCCAUAUAGGAAAGACAUAUGCAGUAGAAAAUGUUUUGCAAUAUUUAUACCUUGGAAAUAUAGAGAUGUCAAUGUCUAAUUUGGAAGAUAUUCUGGAAGUUGCUGAUUAUUUGCAGUGUUUUGACCUUAAAAAUUUAUGCAAUGAAUUCCUUAACUCUCAACCAUUGGACACAAAAUCUUGUGUCAAGAUCUGUCUAAUUUCAUCUCUGUAUGAUUUAGCUAUUCAUGAUGAAGCAUUGAGAUAUAUGAAAGGUCAUUUGAAACAAGUUUUUCAAGGUGAAGACAUUCUAACCUUAACACAUGAAUCUGUUUUAUCAUUGGUGAGUGAUGAAACAUUGAGCUACGUUUCACAAGAUUCCUUUCUCCAGUUUUUACUACGUUGGCUGAAGUUUGAUAUAAAUAACAGACGAAAAGAUGCAGCUCAGUUGUUCUUAGCUUUAAAAUUUGAAAAUGUAUCAAAUGAAAGUUUAAAUGAUGUUUUGACAGACAAUGAAUUAGAUGGACUUCUUCCAACUAAUGAUAUCAAUGCUAUACUAGAGCAUAGGAAAAAUGGAGUCAAUCCUCAAAUACAAACCAGUGACAUAGUUAUAUUGGGAGGUGGGGUUUUCAUUGAUAAAAUCAAUUUUGGCCAGCCUAGAGAAACUCUCAUUAGAUCUAAUAGUAAAAAGAUGUAUGCUUUUAAUCUUGAUGAGCAGAAGUGGACAAAUCUUUGGAAUAUGCCAUUACCUUUAGAACGUCCAGCUAUAAGAGUCAGUGAUGACAGAAAAAUACACGUAAUAAACCUAGGUCCAGUUAGAUCAGAAUUUAGUUGCUUUAACCGUUAUGAUAUGCAUGUCUUUGAAAUAGCAAGUAAAAUAUGGAAAACAAUUAAAAUAGAGAAAGACCGACAUUUAAUAGGAUUUUAUCUUCAUGAUUUUAUUCUUUGUGGUAAAAGAAUAUUUCUGUUAGGAAGAGGAUUUAAACAGUUUAGCACUACAGAAGAAAGCUGUAAACUGCUGGAAAUCAAGGAUGAGGGUUCUAUAGAAACAAAGGUUUUGUUUGAUUGUAAUGAAAAAGAUAAUUUCUAUUGUAGCAACUUAGAUUCUGAAAGGAUUGGAAUAGUAUGUGAAUGGUUUCACAAAAAGACUUUCUCCAUCAAAUAUUACAACUUAGAUACACAUGCCUUGACUGAACCUACCCGUGCAAAGUCAUGCAGUUCAACUAUUUCAUUUACAAAGAUCUUGAUGUACAAAGCAGAUAUCAUUCAGCUAGAUCUUAAACGGAGAAUGAUGAGGAAAUUUAGCCCAAAUAGCAAUACAUGGUUUUGCUACCCUAAGAUCACAACUCCACCGAUCGAGUUGUCAAAAAGUGCAAUGUAUACCUUCUGUAAUGAUAACUUAUAUGUUUUUGGAGGUGACAAGUCUAAGAAAUCGUACAAGUAUAUUUGUAAGCAGAAGAUUUGGGUUGAGCUAGAGGACAUUCCAGUGACAACCAGUCUUUACAAUAGUGGUGUCUGUGUGUCCACAGUAGCCUCUGAACUCGUUGCAUGUCAUCCAAACUGUCCACAUUGUUAUUAUAGUCCAAAAGAUUCUGGUGUUACUUAUGCAGAAAGUGAACAUUCUGAUGCCAGCUAUCGGGACUCUGAUGAUGAUGUUGAUGAUGAAUAUGACUGGGAUAAUGACUAUGAUGAUGAAGAAGAAGAAGAAUAUUCCAGAAGUUCAGAUUGUGUGUUGAUGUGAAAAUAACAUAUUGGUACAUUUAGUUAUUUGUGGAUUUUUAAAUGUUAACAAUAUAGAAGGGAAAUCUGAAUCAAGUUUUCAAUCACAUGAUCACUAUUAAGUAUUUUAAACUAUUGCUGAGCUGAAAUAUACAAACCUUUGAUUAAUUAAAUGUGCAUGUGAAUAAAGAAAUGAUGGAUAAACUUGCAAAUCAAA